AUGGCUUCUGCAAAACUCAACUCUCUCUCUUCCCAAUGGAUCGCCAAUAAUCCAUUCUCUUCUCGCCGUGGAUCUUCUGUUUCCUCCACUCGUAAUCUCUCUCUUCCGAUCCGCGCUUCUUCUUACUCCGAUGAACUCGUUCUAACCGCCAAAACGGUUGCGUCUCGUGGUCGUGGAAUUCUUGCGAUUGAUGAGUCUAAUGCAACUGCUGGGAAGCGUUUGGCGUCUAUUGGAUUGGAUAAUACUGAGGCUAAUCGUCAGGCUUAUAGGCAACUUCUGUUGACAACACCGGGUCUCGGCGAAUAUGUUUCCGGCUCGAUUCUUUUUGAGGAAACUCUUUAUCAGUCAACAACUGAUGGGAAGAAGUUUGUUGAUGUUCUUCGUGAGGGAAACAUUGUUCCUGGCAUCAAAGUUGAUAAGGGUUUGGUUCCUCUACCAGGGUCAAACAAUGAAUCUUGGUGCCAAGGGUUAGAUGGAUUGGCUUCUAGAUCUGCUGAAUACUACAAGCAAGGUGCUCGAUUUGCUAAGUGGAGAACAGUUGUUAGCAUCCCAUCUGGUCCUUCUGCUUUAGCUAUUAAGGAAGCAGCAUGGGGACUUGCACGAUACGCUGCUAUCUCACAGGACAAUGGUCUUGUUCCAAUAGUUGAACCUGAAAUUCUUCUUGAUGGGGAUCAUCCGAUUGAGAGAACACUUGAAGUUGCCGAGAAGGUAUGGUCGGAAGUCUUCUUCUAUCUGGCCCAAAACAAUGUCCUUUUUGAGGGAAUUUUGCUCAAACCUAGCAUGGUUACACCCGGCGCCGAGCACAAGGAAAAGGCUUCUCCAGAAACCAUUGCCAAAUAUACUCUAACCAUGCUUAAAAGAAGAGUUCCUCCUGCAGUUCCAGGAAUCAUGUUUUUGUCAGGUGGACAAUCAGAAGUUGAAGCAACACUAAACCUUAAUGCAAUGAACCAAAGUCCCAACCCAUGGCACGUGUCUUUCUCAUAUGCACGAGCACUGCAGAACAGUGUGCUUAAGACAUGGCAAGGUCGCCCUGAGAAUGUGGAAGCAGCUCAGAAGUCUCUUUUGGUCCGUGCCAAAGCUAACUCCUUGGCUCAGCUUGGAAGAUACUCGGCCGAAGGUGAAAAUGAAGAAGCCAAGGCGGGAAUGUUCGUCAAGGGCUAUACCUACUAG
Vicia faba (fava bean) is the source of this 1170-nucleotide messenger RNA. The record is from the annotation of a GenBank genome assembly. NCBI's taxonomy places the organism in Eukaryota, Viridiplantae, Streptophyta, Magnoliopsida, Fabales, Fabaceae.